This is a messenger RNA of Mytilinidion resinicola, 426 nucleotides long. RefSeq lists its product as uncharacterized. The record is from RefSeq and is a predicted model, not a curated record. Lineage: Eukaryota; Fungi; Ascomycota; Dothideomycetes; Mytilinidiales; Mytilinidiaceae. Bases 1 to 426 code for a protein of 141 amino acids. The transcript has a single exon.
AUGUUGUUCGGGCUCAUCAGCUUCGGAGAACAGGAAUCCACCCCGCCGCCGCCACCACCCCCAAGAGCUUUUUUUGCCUUCUCCCACAUCGUCCACUUCGGCAGCUUUCAGUACCAGGACGGUGUCUAUAUUUCCAGAGAGUCUCCCGCUCCAUCACCUCGAGCUCCACCAAGGGCUUUCUUCACCUUCGGCCCCACUUAUCACGUUCCCCGUCCAAGUCCACGUCGAACCUCUCGCCGAGAUUUCGAGCCGGCAUCACCAGAAGCCCGCGAAGAACUUUUCAAUCGUAGGAGAAGACCUACCGCCGCAAACGCCUCCGAGCCUACCUCAGAGACGAAUUCACCAAGCGCGGACCACCCCCAAUCAGGCUCGAACACCCCUCGUUCAGGGUCAGACACGCCUCUACCAACUUCAGACGGUAGUUGA